This is a messenger RNA of Nicotiana tabacum (common tobacco), 486 nucleotides long. Its product is annotated as ribonuclease S-6-like. Gene Ontology annotation, molecular function: ribonuclease T2 activity; RNA binding. NCBI's taxonomy places the organism in Eukaryota, Viridiplantae, Streptophyta, Magnoliopsida, Solanales, Solanaceae. Gene Ontology annotation, cellular component: extracellular region. The record is from RefSeq and is a predicted model, not a curated record. Gene Ontology annotation, biological process: RNA catabolic process.
AUGUUGAAAUCGCAGAACAUGUUAGUAAUCCUCAUUAUGCUUUUUGCUCUUUCCCCAGUUUAUGCUUUCGACUACCUGCUGUUCGUUUUACAAUGGCCACCAUCUUUUUACAUAAAAAAUAAGCUGUAUGAACGCUGGCCAGAUUUACUUACCUCCGAAGUGGCCUGUAAGCAAGGCCAGAGUUUCUGGAAAGAUCAAUAUAUUAAGCAUGGAACUUGUUGUGCUUCAAGCUACAAUCAAGAACAAUAUUUUAAUCUAACCAUAAAAUUGAAAGACAGGUUCGAUCUUUUGAAAACUCUCGAAAAUCAUAGAAUAAUUAAACCUGGAUCAACGACAACGAGUAACGCUAAACAAAUCAGAAAUGCCAUCGCGACGGUCACUAAAGUAUUUCCUAGCCUCAAGUGCUUUGAUAUUCAAGAAACGUUGUAUCUAGAAGUGGCAAACGGGCGGGGCGGGGCGGAUAUGGCUCGGGUCGAAAACGUGUAA